UCGAUAAAUGACACGUGGUUAGGCAUACCAGACAGAAGUCAGCAAAGAACACACACAUAUACUUACACUUUAGAGAGAGAGAGAGAAAUCUAGAGAGAGAAACAAUGGCUAGAAAUGAUGACAGAGAAGAUGUUCUUCUUCCUCCUCUGUUCGAGACACGAACAGCAAAACGCAGAGGUGCGUACAAAAUUUUCUGCUUCACAAUAUUUGUCGGCAUAAUCUCUGUAUGGCUGUACAGAUUCAUCCACUUCCCCUCCGCCGCCGCCGCCGCCGGAAAAUCAACCUGGCUUACGAUUUCCGCCGCCGAGGUUCUGUUCGGCCUGUACUGGAUUUUCACUCAGGCCGCUCGAUUGAAAGUCGUCUACCGCUCCCCCUUCAAACACCGACUCUCUCACAGGUACGAGGAGGAGUUGCCGCUUGUCGACGUUUUCGUCUGCACGGCGGACCCCACAUUAGAGCCACCGUUGUUAGUGAUCGACACGAUCUUAUCCGUAAUGUCGUACAAUUAUACCCCCGAGAAACUCGGUAUUUACCUCUCCGACGAUGGGUGCUCCGAACUAACGUUCUACGCGCUCGUCGAAGCCUCCGAAUUCGCCAAGCGUUGGAUUCCGUUCGUGAAGAAACACAACGUCGAGCCGCGGGCCCCACGAGUCUAUUUCUCUCGAGAAAUCGAUUCCGACGAACCGGAUUUCGUGCAUGAAUGGACUAUUGUCAAGGAUUUGUAUGAAGAUAUGAAGAGUCGAAUAGAUUCAUCGGUGGCAAAUGGUUUCAUUACGGAUGAAAUUAAAGACAAACAUAAAGGGUUCUUAGAGUGGAAUUCGAACAUCACAAAGAAUGACCAUCACUCCAUUGUUCAAAUAUUGAUAAACGGGUGGGACCCGCAAGGAAUAUUCGAUGUCGAUGGAAAUCGAUUACCGACACUCGUGUAUUUAUCUCGAGAAAAGCGACGAGGGUGGCAGCAUAAUUUUAAGGCCGGAUCCAUGAAUGCAUUGAUAAGAGUGUCGUCGGAGAUAACCAACGCGCCGAUUAUUCUGAAUCUCGACUGUGAUAUGUAUUCGAACGAUCCGGAUGCAAUACGAGACGCGUUGUGCUUCUUCUUGGAUGAGAAUCAAGGGCAGCAGAUUUCGUACGUGCAGUACCCUCAGCGAUUCAGUAAUAUAACGAAAAACGAUAUCUACGCAAACGAACCGCGCGCAACUUUUCAAAUCGAGCUGGCUGGUCUAGACGGUUUCGGUGCAACUCUGUUUAUUGGAACUGGAUGCUUUCAUCGGAGGGAAAGUUUGUCGGGAAAGAAAUUCUCGUACGAAGAUCGUAAAAUCGAAUCGAAUAGUGUUAAAGAAACGAAGAAGAUUAGAUCAGUUGAAGAAUUGGAGUUAGCUUCAAAGACUUUGGCGAAUUGUAGCUACGAAAAGGAUACUCUUUGGGGAAAAGAGAUGGGAUUGGUGUACGGAUAUCCGGUCGAAGACAUUGUAACGGGAUUAACGAUUCAAUGCAGAGGAUGGAAGCCCGUUUAUUACAAUCCGACCAAACACGCGUUUUUGGGCAUUGCUCCAACAACCUUGGACGUAGCUCUUGUCCAAUUCAAGAGAUGGUCCGAAGGGCUUUUUCAGAUUUUCUUUUCCGAGCAUUGCCCCUUUAUCCACGGCUUCGGAAAGAUAAAAUUAGGGGCACAAAUGGGAUAUUGUAUUUACCUUCUGUGGGCCCCGUUUUCGUUGCCUAUUUUGGCGUAUGUUUUCGUUCCGGCUCUUUGUUUACUACAUGAUGUGCCCUUGUUCCCUAAGGUGUCUAGCUUGUGGUUCGUACCGUUUGCGUACGUUUUCGGAGCAAGAACAGCUUGCAGCUUAAUCGAAGAUCUAAUAUCCGGCAGCACGGUCAAAGGAUGGUGGAACUUACAAAGAAUGUGGCUAAUUAGGCGAACGACGUCUUACUUCUUCGCUUUGAUAGAUACGAUAUACAAAAAAUUAGGCCUCUCCGAGACAUCAUUCGUACUAACCGGAAAAGUGGCUGACGAAGAUUUAAGGACAAGGUACGAGGAUGAAAUAAUCGAGUUCGGAAGCUCGUCGGUUAUGUAUGUGAUUAUUGCAACUAUUGCAAUUGUCAAUUUAUUGAGUUUGGUGUACGGGGUUUUCAAGAAUGUCGCCUUUUUCGGGUUUGAUGGAUUAAUCGGAGUUUUUACGGGACAAAUGAUUGUUUGUGGGAUUAUCGUUUCGUUGAAUUUGCCGGUUUAUGAAGCCCUUUUGUUGAGAAGGGAUAAGGGGAGUAUACCUUCCUCUGUUUUGGUCAAGUCUCUUGUAAUAACUUCAUUAGCAUGUCUCAUUCCUAUGUUUUUAACAAUGGCAAUGGAUUCAUUUGCUGCUGCUCCACUCUUUGAAACCAAGAAAGCAAAGGGGAGUUCAAUCUACAAGCUCUUUUCAGCUUCACUAUCUGUUGGAAUUGUUUCCAUUUUAAUUUACAGAGCAACUCAAAUCCCCGAAAAUCGAAGAAUCGUGUGGAUUGGCAUGUUCGGAGCCGAACUAUGGUUCGCCUUCUACUGGUUCCUCACCCAAUCUCACAGACUGAACCGGGUUUAUCGCCGAACCUUCAAGGACCGCCUCUCUCAAAGGUACGAGGAUGAUUUGCCAGGUGUGGACGUAUUCGUCUGCACGGCCGAUCCUGUAAUAGAGCCGCCGAUGAUGGUGAUCAACACCGUCCUGUCGGUGAUGGCGUAUUCUUACCCGCCGGAGAAACUGGCUGUGUACCUCUCCGACGACGGCGGCUCCGAAAUUACGUUCUACGCCCUUCUGGAGGCAUCCCGUUUCGCUAAGCAUUGGAUACCCUAUUGCAAGAAGUUUAACAUCGAGCCUCGCUCGCCGGACGCGUAUUUUAGCUCCUCAGAAUAUUCCGAAUUGGAAGCAUCUCAGGCUAAACAUAUGGCUUCUAUCAAGAAACUGUACCAAGAAAUGGAGAAUAGGAUUGAACUUGCAAAGAAACUUAAGAGGGUCUCCAAAGAUGCACUUUUGCAGCAUCGAGGAUUUUCGAGUUGGGAUUCUUUUGUGUCUCCAAAAGAUCACGACACCGUAAUGCAAAUACUGAUUGAUGGAAGAGAUCCAGAAGCUAAGGAUAUCGAAGGGUGUAGAUUGCCGACUUUGGUGUAUUUGGCUCGUGAGAAACGGCCUCAGCAUUUUCACAACUUCAAAGCAGGAGCUAUGAAUGCAUUGAUAAGAGUGUCGUCGGAGAUCAGCAAUGGGGCGGUGAUUCUAAAUGUGGAUUGUGAUAUGUAUUCCAACAAUUCGCAGUCGAUUCGAGACGCACUCUGCUUCUUCUUGGAUGAAGAGAAGGGCAACGAGAUAGCUUUCGUUCAAUUCCCUCAGAAUUUUCAUAACCUUACUAAGAACGAACUAUACGGAGGAUCCAUGCGAGUAGUCAGUAAUGUCGAAUUUCAUGGUUUGGACGGUUAUGGAGGCCCGAUGUAUAUCGGAACGGGCUGUUUUCAUAGAAGGGACACUCUAUGUGGAAGAAAGUUCACUAAAGAAUCCACUUUCGAGUGGAAACAAAAUACUAUUUCCACUACCGCAGAAACUACCGUCGAAUUGGAAGAAAGAAUCAAGCAACUAGCAAGUUCCACAUUCGAGAAAAACACUCAAUGGGGCAACGAGACGGGUUUGAAAUACGGGUGCCCCGUUGAAGACGUGAUAACGGGACUAACAAUCCAAUGCCGAGGGUGGAAAUCCGUUUACUACAAUCCCGAGAGAAAGGGAUUCUUGGGUGUAAACGGGACCACCCUCGAUCAAACACUAGUAAUGCACAAGAGAUGGUCCGAAGGAGACCUGCAAAUUUUCCUAUCGAAAUACGGCCCAUUUUCGAAUGGACUCGGGAAGAUUAAUAUCGGUCUCGUAAUGGGAUAUUGUGUGUAUUGCUUAUGGUCAAUCAAUUGCUUUGCAACGUUGUACUACUCCAUUGUGCCUUCCGUUUAUCUACUCAAAGGAGUGCCCUUAUUUCCACAGGUCUCGAGCAUGUGGCUGAUUCCAUUUACCUACGUAAUUUUCGCGGAGCAUGCGUAUAGUUUUGCGGAAUAUCUCUUUUCGGGAGGAACAGUUCUCGGGUGGUGGAAUGAGCAAAGAAUGUGGCUCUACAAAAGAACGACCUCGUAUCUAUUUGCAUUUAUCGACACGUUGUCGACUUAUUUAGGUUACUCAAAUUCGGGAUUCGUAAUAUCUGCCAAAGUCUCGAACGAGGAUGUGAUGGAGAGGUACGAGCAAGAGAGGAUGGAAUUUGGAGCCGACAUUUCUUCGCCGAUGUUUGCUGUGUUGACUUUUUUGGCGAUGGUCAAUCUUUUUUGCUUGAUUGGAGUUUCUGUGAGAGUGAUUUGGAGAGGGGGAUUCGAACUCGUUUUUCGGAAUAUGGGUUUGCAGGUUCUUUUAUGCGGGGUUUUGGUUUUGAUCAAUUUGCCUUUGUACGAUGCUGCGUUUUUUAGAAGGGAUAAAGGGAAGUUGAAUGGUUCGGUUACGAUUAAAUCGGUUUUCUUGGCUCUUUCUUUGUGUACUUUGUAUUUUUUGGUGUAGAAUUUUCAUGUGGAGUUGAAGAAAAUGGAUUUGUUUGUGUGUUUAUGUAAGGUGAAAUUGUUCUUGGAUUAGUUUUGUACCUUGUGUGUGUGUGUGUGUGUGUGUGUGUGUUUUUCUUGAAAUAAGCAGUUUUAAAUGGUAAUUACACAUUUAAACUCAGCUGUAUCGUCAUCUAAUCAAUGCUAUUUUAAGUUCCGUUUAUCUCGAAUGAAAACGAACGAAACAAUUGUCAACGAAAAACAACACAGAAUAGUAGUUAUUGCCGAGGGAGCCUUCACGGAAGAAAAAAAUUCCUAGCGAUAACAUGUAGAUACGCGUAAAUAUAUAUGAAUCUAUACAUGCAUGUAUGAUUGAAUAUAAAUCGAGUGAAAUUCACAAGGUGUAGUAUGAAUCAAAUCAGAAGAUCGUCUCGAUCAAAAUGCAGUAGACGAUAAAUACGUUUCACCCGAAAAAUAUAAAUCGGUAAAAGAUGGUGAUUAAUAGGAGGGGCACAAAUGCUUUACAUACAAAUCACACAAGAUAGCGAAAAGCAACAAUAGUAAACCUGGCUUAUUCUUGACCCACAAAAACAAA
Molecule: messenger RNA, 5114 nt
Organism: Erythranthe guttata (spotted monkey flower)
Lineage: Eukaryota; Viridiplantae; Streptophyta; Magnoliopsida; Lamiales; Phrymaceae
Gene: CSLE1
Product: cellulose synthase like E1
Biological process (GO): cellulose biosynthetic process
Cellular component (GO): membrane
Molecular function (GO): cellulose synthase (UDP-forming) activity
Source: RefSeq, a predicted model, not a curated record